Penicillium nucicola is the source of this 2526-nucleotide messenger RNA. RefSeq lists its product as uncharacterized. NCBI's taxonomy places the organism in Eukaryota, Fungi, Ascomycota, Eurotiomycetes, Eurotiales, Aspergillaceae. Bases 1 to 2526 code for a protein of 841 amino acids. The record is from RefSeq and is a predicted model, not a curated record. The transcript is spliced from 6 exons. Gene Ontology annotation, molecular function: monooxygenase activity; oxidoreductase activity, acting on paired donors, with incorporation or reduction of molecular oxygen; heme binding.
AUGACCAUUCUAGACAUGAUGAACUUGUCCACGCUGGCUGCUGCCACGCUCGCUCUGUACGCUUUUUAUGAAGUGGUCCAAAGCUUUUUGUACCUCAGUCAUGUCCCAGGACCAAUUAUUGCUGCAUUCACCAACCUCCAACGAGUGUGGUGGGUAAAAUCCGGCAAAGCACAUGAAUAUCAUCGCGAAAUGCACGAAAAAUAUGGCAAGCUUGUUAGAUUUGGCCCUAACAUGGUAUCCAUUUCCGAUCCCAGCGCCAUGUCUAUAAUAUACCCCCAUCGACCCGGGUAUCAAAAGAGUGACUUUUAUCGAACCCAGAAGCCAUAUUCGCGCAAGAACGGUAUUCUUCCUGCGGUAUUCAACACACAAGAUGAAACCCUCCACCGGCAGCUCCGAAAGCCAAUCGCUUCGCUCUAUUCCAUGACCAGCAUUGUGGGCUCGGAGCCAGCUGUAGACCAAACGUUGGAGCUUCUCUUUCAACAGCUUGAUCGGCGAUUCGGCGUGACAGGGCAGUCACUCGAUCUUGCAGAAUGGUUGCAGUUCUUUGCCUUUGAUGUGAUGGGGAUGUUAUCUUUCAGCGAGCGACACGGACUUAUAGAGACAGGCAGGGAUGACCGUGAAAUAUUACCUGGGAUUUGGUCCUUUAUGAAGACCGUUGCUCCGAUUGGCCAAAUCCCCUGGCUUGAUCGGGUUUGGAACAAAAACCCCGUAGUUGCAAUGUUUAAACAGACUACGGGACUCAAUGUGCUUGGGGUCGUGGAUAGAUUUGUUUCUGCACGCCAAAACCCUUCACCACAGGAACUAGAGAAAAAGGACAUGCUCUCCAAGUUUUUGGAAAUUAAGAACAAGGACCCUAGUAUCCCUACAUGGGCCCCCAAGGCUUGGACGUUCUCCAAUAUACUUGCCGGAUCAGAUUCAACUGCAACCGCCAUGACUGCUGUAAUGCGCUAUCUUCUUCAGUGUCCGGAUUCCAUGGCCACAUUAGUCCAGGAACUAUCUGAUGCACAUCGGAAGGGGCGCCUUUCACGGCCAUACCCAUCCUGGCAUGAGGUGCGAGAGCUUCCCUAUCUCGAUGCAUGCAUUAUGGAGGCACUCCGGCUCCAUCCCCCGUUCUGUUUGCCCUUUGAGCGUGUUAUUCCUGAGGGUGGCGCAACCAUUUGCGGAACUUAUCUUGCAGCAGGUACGGUGGUUGGCAUGAGCCCAUAUAUUGUAAACCGGGAUAAAGAUACCUACGGUAAUGACGCAGACGAAUGGAGGCCGGAAAGAUGGCUGAAUCUUGACGAUAUGGACCGUCGAAGACUUGAGAAUGGCAUUCUCACGUUCGGAGCUGGUCGACGUACAUGCCUCGGCAGGAAUAUCGCCAUCUUUGAAAUGAAAAAACUGUUUCCGGCUCUUUUAAUGCGAUACAAGGUAUCCGCUAUUGGGCCAGUCCAACUUAGGAUGGAGAAUUCGUGGUUAUUUAAGCAAUGGGACUUGCACGUUCAAAUUCGUUUGAAUGAAGCGGUGCAGCCCCCUCGGUUGGAGGUCCCUUCGUCAUCAUCUACAGCCCUUGUGAGGGUUAUCGAUCCAGGCACAACCGUUGAUCUGACGCCAAACCUCUUCUGGCAACCUGCACUCAACGGACUUGACAAAGUCACAGUACCAACGUACUGCUUUUUGAUAUCAAGCGGCGAGCGCCAUAUUCUAUUUGAUCUAGGCGUCCGACUGGACUGGCAAAACUUGGCACCCACAGCUGCACAACUUAUCAGAGCCACCACCACAGUCUGCAACCCCAGAAAUGUAGCGGAUAUCCUUGACACUACUCUCAUCCCAGAUGCAGAUAUCCGUUGUACUAAAGUCGAAGCCAUUGUGUGGUCCCAUGACCAUUUUGACCAUACCGGAGACCCCUCCACCUUUCCACCGUCCACCAACUUGGUCGUGGGCCCGGGCCUGCGAUCUUCCUGGCCAGGGUACCCAUCCAACCCCGCCAGCCGAGUUCUCGACUCUGAUAUCAAGGGCCGUCAACUCUGCGAGAUUUCCUUUGACCACAGCCCACUCAAGGUCGGUUCCUUUGACGCAUUUGACUACUUUGGUGAUGGGUCCUUCUACCUCCUCAAUGCUCCCGGCCAUUCGAUCGGGCACAUGUGCGCACUGGCCAGAGUGACCACAUCCCCGGAUACAUUUGUAUUCAUGGGUGCGGAUGCAUGUCAUCACCCGGGGGUUCUUCGCCCGACUAAAUACCGUCCCUUACCGUCAGGCCAGCGCUCGCCUCCCGGAUUAAGCGCGUGUGCAACAUGUCCCUCGGCUGGGGAUGAGGCGUUCUUUCAGGUCUCCUCUGCUUUGACGACGGAUCAUGCAAGAGCCUUGGAGACGGUGGAGAAAAUCAAAGAGCUAGAUGCAUCGGAUGAUGUAUUUGUUAUUCUUGCUCACGAUUAUAGCUUGAGGGGGAAGAUCCCUUUCUUCCCUGAUACGGUCAAUGAUUGGCAACAGAAGGGAUAUGGGUCUUCCACCAGGUGGCUGUUCUGUGAGGACUUGGUGAACUUGUAA